Trichomonas vaginalis G3 is the source of this 953-nucleotide messenger RNA. Its product is annotated as protein of unknown function, DUF4106 family. The annotation marks the transcript as partial. NCBI's taxonomy places the organism in Eukaryota, Parabasalia, Trichomonadida, Trichomonadidae. The transcript has a single exon. The record is from RefSeq and is a predicted model, not a curated record.
AUGUACGCCGCUCAGAAUAUAACGCCAACAGUUUUGGAUGCCAUGAACGGAAAUGUUUCCGAAUGGUAUAACGAAUGCGACAAUGCCAUUAGAAGGUCAGAAAUAGUUCCUGGAACUUACGAAUAUACAACUGCUGUUUCUUAUGGAAACGUAGGUGAGUUUGGAGAAGGUUCUUCAACAACAGUAGAUAUUGCUUGCGACAGGUUUCAUAUUCUUUCUAUUGACAACUCAUUCUUAUACGUGGAACAAGACAUUGAAAUAAAACCUUCUGCCAAGUUGUCUGACAAGAAAGGUUGCAAUGGAAUUUUCUAUGUCGGAUACCAAUAUGCUCCAGAAGUUUUCAUGGGAUAUAAGAUAUAUUCUAACUCUGACUUAGUUCAAACAGUAACAUGGGCAAACUAUGAAUGGUUCGCUUUGAGAAACUCAGUACAACCACAAGCUAGAGAACAAACAGACCAGUAUGCAACUAUUGAGAAAAUAAGAAGACUUGACCCUAACGUUCCAGGAGUUUAUGUUAACCUUUCUGGACAAACUGCAGCAGCAGUAACCAAAGUAAAACUGAAACUUAGAGUUCCUUUGUCAUCUUUCCUCAUCUUCAGGUUUUUAAGAUACUUGCCAAACUGGGCAGGAAAAAUUUCUAUCGAACUUACUCCAAGCAAAAAUAACUUAGUCAUUGCACCAACACAAGACCCAUUCAGCAUUACUGUAGCUGGAACUGGUGGAGCCAAGUUCUGUGACUUUUGCAAAGACAAAGUUGACUUAGACUUUGGUUUCUCAAACCUCAACACUGAAGUAAACUAUUAUUUCAAUGCUGCUGGAGAUGCUUGGGACCCAGUUAAGUUCACAUGCGAACAGUUUGAAUGCAAGAGAAUAGAAAGCAGACUUGCAGUCUAUAUGUUGGACCCAGAUAUUUCAAAUGCUUUAGCUGCCAAAUAUAUUGCAGUUCCACUUAU